CAACCGUGGAUGGUCGGAGCCGCUUUGUGCAUCCUGACGUGCCGCACGCCAUAGCGGAGCGUCUUGGCGCGCGCUCCCUCAGAGGGCUGUCUUUGGACGGUCCCUCUGCCGCCACCUCCCUGCCUUGUCUUCCUGCGGUGGUGAUAUCGGAGCUCCUCGAAGGCUGGGCAGCAGACGCCCAUCUGCUGCUCUUUGAUCUUCUGGAGGUGGCAGAUGCGUGUGGCGCUCGCGGAGUGGAGUUCGUGUGGGACCAGCGGCACCAUCCAGAGAUCUCCCUUUUGCAACCCAACCUGGGUCAGUUCCAAGGCCCCUCAUUGACCAUCCUCUUCCACGGGGCCCAGCUCACCUCAGAAGACAUUUGCCACCUGCACACGCCUCCCCCCAUCCGCCUCCGUGACGCCACGUGUCGCUACGGCACUGGUCUGCUGGGAGCAUACCACCUCUCAGACCUCCCCUUGAUAGUCUCAGGAAGCUUCCUCUACGCCUUUGACCCCUCGGGCCAUCAUCUCUUCUCCGGUUCGGCUGGUGGUGGUGCUGCUGUAGCUGGUAGUGGUGGUAGUGGUGGUUUGUCUGCUGCUCGUGGCUCGUCAGGGUCGCCUGGUGGAUCGAGGAGGAGAGGAGGAGGGGAUGACAUGGCUGCUCCUGUUGCUCGAGCCUUUUCCCUCAAAGGCUCGGGCUCCUCAAGCUUCAUCAACCGCUUUCCUGACCAGUUCCAACCCCUCAUCUUUGCCGCUUCCUCCUCCUCUUCCUCCUCUCACUCCUCUCACUCUUCUCACCCCUCUCACUCCUCCGCCUCCUCCGCCUCUCUCUGGGACGAGACCACGGUGCUGCGCCUGCCUCUACGCACGCAGCAGCAGGCGGACUUUAGUCCAAUCAGGAGAGGCCACGUGGCAGGGCCUUGGGAUAUUGUCCUGAUGGCUCAGCUGCUGCAGCAGCACGGGGCGGCGUCGCUUGUCUUUUUGAACUCUGUGGAGACGGUGUCGUUCUCUGUGUGGCCGGCCGCCGCUGCCCAACCAGAAGAGUUUUUCCAUGUCCAG
Closterium sp. Yama58-4 is the source of this 1037-nucleotide messenger RNA. The record is from the annotation of a GenBank genome assembly. NCBI's taxonomy places the organism in Eukaryota, Viridiplantae, Streptophyta, Zygnematophyceae, Desmidiales, Closteriaceae.